ACACCUGCCUACGUCACAUACAGCUGGUGAAUAUAUAUCACCGAACGAAUGGAAAAUCAUCCAUCCCAUCUCGCUCAUUCGUUUCAUCGUCCACGCCAUUCCAUUUCCUACCAUUAUCCUCCUCCUCCUCGCUUUUUUAAGAUCAACUGAUGGGUUCUGAAAUGGUGAUGGUGGACGGAAUCCCAUUUCCACCCCAUCUCAAUUUGAACAAUAACCAGCUCUCACUCAUGGGUCACGGGAUUACUGAUGUUGAGAUCCAUUUCCUCCAAAUAAAGUACACAGCAAUUGGAGUUUAUUUGGACCCUGAAAUUGUGUCACAUUUAAACCAAUUCAAGGGGAAAACACCAGCUGACCUCUCUCAAAACGAGGACUUCUUUGAAGCUAUUAUUAAUGCACCAGUGGAUAAAAUACUGAGAGUGGUGGUGAUAAAGGAAAUAAAAGGGUCGCAGUAUGGGGUGCAGCUAGAGAGUGGAGUGAGGGACUUUUUGGCAGAGGCUGAUAAAUAUGAUGAGGAAGAGGAAGCUGUUCUUGAGAAAGUAGAAGCAUUUUUUCAGUCCAAAUAUCUCAAGACAAAUUCUGUCAUCACAUUUACUUUCCCAGCAGCUAACACUGCCUCAGCUAAGAUUGUGCUGACAACAGAGGAGAAAGAUGAGUCGGGCAUUGAUGUGGAGAAUGCAAAUGUUGUUGAAAUGAUGAAGAAAUGGUAUUUGGGUGGAAGCAGGGCGGUCUCUCCCAGCACAAUCUCCUCCUUGGUCCAUACACUCUCCAUCUAAUCUUUCUAGCAAGCUCCCAUGGCUGUAAUAACUAGUGGCUGUAUUUUACCAUUUCUUGUCUUCAAUUCAAUAAAGUUUGUUUCAUUCUAUAUUUGUAAGAAUUAAUAUGUUUACUUGCUUGAGUAAAUUUUGGCCUGUAUCGGUUUAUCUCUUGAUUCUCUUCCAUAUGGAUGGACUCGACCCGGUGGCCCGACCCGGAACCGGCCCGGGACCAGCACCGUUCCGGCCCGACCCGACCCGGUGGCCCGGUCAGUGACCGGUCCGGGUAGGCCUGACCCGUGGGUUUUCCGAUCCGGGCUCGGGUCACCCAAAACAAGGCUCGACCUGGCUCGGGCCCGGUUCGGGCCAAAACUAUUUUUUUUUUCAAUUUUUUUUUAAAUUUUCGGGUUGAGCUAGGUAUUUUGGGCCAUUUGGGGUGGUUUGGGGGUUGGGGGUGGGAGGGGGUUAAUUAGGAAGAGAGGAAAAAAAAAUUGAUAAUGGGCCCGGCCUGGUCCGGACCUGUGGUUACCCGGGCCGGUCCCGGGUCCACCACUCCUGAACCGCCGGCCCGCCCCGGACCUGGCCCGGACCCGAGUCCACCCCUACUCUUCCAUGCUUAUUUCAUUUCCACUUUAGAAAUAAAUUUGCCAUUGAAUUUUACUUUUUUGAUGUUAUACGGAGUAUAUGUUAAUAAAUAGUUUGAAUAAAGGAUAUGUAUUUAGAAUUAAUGUAAAUUGUAAAUGAAGAAUUAUAUCUUAAAAUGAAU
Molecule: messenger RNA, 1518 nt
Organism: Cuscuta europaea
Lineage: Eukaryota; Viridiplantae; Streptophyta; Magnoliopsida; Solanales; Convolvulaceae
Source: the annotation of a GenBank genome assembly